AUAUAAUCGUUUAAAAGCAUAAUAGCAAUCCCGCAUGACUAGAUAGUGUUGUUGUUUGUGAUUAUACAUAAGAUUGUUGAUUGGAAUGUCUCCACUUUUUCUUCUACUUUUAACUGGAUCCCUUUAUUCGGAUCCAGAUUGUCCUGAUUCAUCUGAACCAACAUACUUAGCUGACCCGACUGAUUGUAGCAAGUACUAUGAAUGCAUCCGAGGACAGAAAUAUCAAGGAAGUUGUCCAGAUGGUUUGUUGUGGGAUGAUUCCCACAAAUAUUGUGACGAUGGUGAUUAUGUCAAAUGUUAUGAUCCCGUUUGUCCAUCAACUGAGGGAACCUCCAACGUCGUUUACCCAGAUGAUUGCAGCAAAUAUUAUAAGUGUACUAAUGGACGUAGUACCAUCCUGAGUUGCCCAGAAAAUAUGUUAUUCAAUCCUCAGACUAAUAAAUGUGAUUAUAUGGACAACGUAUCCUGUGAUUGGACUACUGGGCGUACUUCAGAAACAUCUACCACAACUACAUCAAAAACUACAACGACUACUAAACCUGGAACUACAUCAAAAACUACUACGACUACUAAACCUGAUGAUUCCGUUUGUCCAUCAUCUGAAGGAACUUCAAAUGUGGUUUAUCCAGGUGAUUGCAGCAAAUAUUACAAAUGUAUUGAUGGGCACAGCAGCAUCCAGAGUUGUCCAGAAGCUAUGUUUUUCAAUCCGGAUACUAAAAAAUGUGAUUAUAUGGACAAUGUAUCAUGUGAUUUGACUACUAGGCAUACUUCAGAAACAUCUGCUGCAACUACAUCUAAAACUACAACAACUACUACACCUGAAGAUUCCGUUUGUCCAUCAUCUGAAGGAACUUCAAAUGUGGUUUAUCCAGGUGAUUGCAGCAAAUAUUACAAAUGUAUUGAUGGGCACAGCAGCAUCCAGAGUUGUCCAGAAGCUAUGUUUUUCAAUCCGGAUACUAAAAAAUGUGAUUAUAUGGACAAUGUAUCAUGUGAUUUGACUACUAGGCAUACUUCAGAAACAUCUGCUGCAACUACAUCUAAAACUACAACAACUACUACACCUGCGAAUCCCACUUCAAUCGAUCCUAUUUGUCCAUCAACCGAAGGAACCACAAACGUCGUUUACCCAGAUGAUUGCAGUAAAUAUUACAAAUGUACUGAUGGACAUAGCAGCAUUCUCAGUUGCCCAGAAAAUAUGUUAUUCAAUCCAAAAACCAAUAAAUGUGAUUAUAUGGACAACGUAUCUUGUAAUUCGACUACUCCACAUACCUCUACAUCAACUAUAACAACAACUUCUACUCCAGCGAAUCCCACUUCAAUCGAUCCCAUAUGUCCAUCGACAGAAGGAACCACAAACGUCGUUUACCCAGAUGAUUGCAGUAAAUAUUACAAAUGUACUGAUGGACAUAGCAGCAUUCUAAGUUGCCCAGAAAAUAUGUUAUUCAAUCCAAAGACCAAUAAAUGUGAUUAUAUGGACAAUGUAUCGUGCGAUCUAACCACCACACAUGGUUCCGGAUCUACCACAAAACCAGACAGUGAUUGCACGAUAGUACCUGAUGGAACGUAUAUCGAAGACCCUACUAAUUGUAGGAAAUACUUCCUUUGUAUACAUGGACAUGGUACUUCCUUCAGCUGUCCAUCUGGAGAAAUUUGGGACAGUGUUGCUUUGACUUGUGUAAAAUCAGAUAAUGAUUGUUAAGAAAAUCUUUUAAUUGAGAUGUGAUAAUAAAAUAUUGUUGUUUCAUGUU
Messenger RNA from Diorhabda carinulata, 1748 nucleotides. Its product is annotated as chondroitin proteoglycan 2-like. Bases 86 to 1699 code for a protein of 537 amino acids. Gene Ontology annotation, molecular function: chitin binding. The transcript is spliced from 19 exons. The record is from RefSeq and is a predicted model, not a curated record. Gene Ontology annotation, cellular component: extracellular region. Lineage: Eukaryota; Metazoa; Arthropoda; Insecta; Coleoptera; Chrysomelidae.